GGGCUCGAACCCACAAACCAUGAGAUACCAUGGCCUGAGCCAAAGUUUGGACACUUCACCUACUGAGCCACGCAGGCGCCCCGAAAUUUUCUGAGUUAACCAUAAUAGUAAGUAUGAGACUACUUGUUUUUGAAAAGCUGACAUGCUCUUAGAUUUUCUACAACACUCUCACAUUAAUUGUCUUUAUUAAUCCUCACUUUAGACCUGUGAAGGAGGUAUUAGCCCUUCCUUUACCAAAAAGUCCACCAAAGCUCAGAGAGGCUAUGUAAUUUGCACGAGUCUUCACAGCUAAACAUGUAAAUGAUAAGACUAGGGCUACAACUGAUUUAUUAACCACUUUGUCAGACGCUGCUAGGAAGUAUGGGUUUUUAAGAAGUUAUAGUCCCAAGGAAGGAGAUAGUAAGCAGAUAAUUAAACACAAAGGCUGUGAACCGGCAGCCUGCGAUCCAUAUUUGGCUAACAGAUGAGUUGUUUGGUCUACCCAGUGUAAAACAAUUUUGAAUUGGUUUCCAGCAUUUCCCUGGCUCUUUGUUUAAGGUACUGUUUACAUACAAUAGAAUUCACCAAUAUAACUGUGUAGUUGUUGAAUUUUUUUUAACACUUGUGUAACCACUACCACAAUCAAGAUACAGAACAGUUCCCUUCACUUUAAGUUUACUUGUAUCCUUGUGUAGUCAGCUCCUUCCUCUGCCCCAGAAAUCUCAUUUAAAAAUUAAGAUAUUUUCACAUUAAAAAGCUGGAUUUAAAAGUUGCAAACCCUGGCAAUGGAGAGAACUUCGAGAACUGCAUUCUCAAAGGGCAGCAGUCAGUCAUUAGCUUGCUGCUUUUCUUAUUUGUUUGCAGCUCCCCAGGGUUGAUAUAAAAUGCUGCCGCAGAAGUGUGUACAAAGUGCCUUAGGGAAAUAGAGGGCAGUGGGAUCAACCCUGGAAAAAGCUGCAUGGAGCAUCUGGCCUGGAAAGAUGAAGUUCACAGGACUUCCCAGAAGAGCAGCUGGGAACAAAUGUAUUUUAAGCCAGGGAGAGUUAGAAGGGAGCUCCUGGGAGGAGGAGGAGGUGCUGUGAGGGAUAGGAAGGCAGCUGUGUGUGUGUGUGCACGCCUGUGUGCGUGUGCUUCACUGGUUAUUUUUGGCAGGAUAGGCCCCUAUGAAGUGGAAGAGUUUUGUGUAGGUGUAUUCGUGUUUGUGUGCCAUGGUUUCUGAAAGUUUUAUAGAUCUAAGAAACUUCCAUCUUUUUAUCUGUACAUGUGAUGUGGGGAUUUUUAUCAUUUUUUGUUGUUACAACGGGGAGGGAAAAUUAUUAUUUUUAUUUUUGUAGGAGUUAAAGGUCUGCAUUUGGUGCGUGGGCUUUUUUGUUUCUAGGAAGAGAAUCGCCUAGUGAGAAUAAUUACUCCCUCUUUCCCUGCCCCCUCACUAUCUCCUUCUGGCCAGCCUGGCUGGGGCCUGGCUGAGCAGUGAGGCAGGCAGCAGGUGGUGAGGGGAUAGGGCAUUUUAGGCCCUCAGUGCCCGCCUAUCAGCUUGCAACUCAGCCUGAGGCCACAGUUCGCUACUGUGCUACUAAAUUACCAGCGACGCCAUGGACAGGCUGGGCUCCCGGUGUCCUCUGCCAGGCUACCUGCGGCCCUCUGUCCUUAUAUGCCUCCUGAUCCUGGCAGCUUCUUUCCUGUCCUGUCCAGUGCUCAGGACCCUUAGCCUGCAGCUCCAUUCAGCUAUCACCAGCAGCUACGUAUCCGGCACUUACUCCAUCGUCUUUGUCAACUGUCCCAACGAGCAGAUUGCCAGAGAUAUUGCCAGGGCUAUACUGGAUAAGAAGCUGGCUGCCUCUGUGAACAUCCUGCCCAAGGCAUCCUCACUGUACUUUUGGAAUGGAGAAAUAGAAGAAGCCACUGAAAUCCUGUUGCUAAUAAAGACAAAGACUUCCAAGGUCCGCAUGCUGUUCAGCUAUAUCAGGUUGGUGCAUCCUUUUGAAAUCCCAGAGGUCUUCAGUCUUCCCAUGGACCAAGGAGAUGUGCGCUAUCUAAAGUGGCUGGAGGAGGGCACGGGGGAGGACUGAGAGGGGGCGGCUCGUUGCAGGUCCCGCCGGCUGCCUCUAGCCUGCAGCAGCCGCCCUCUGGGGAGGCGGGGGGCCUCUAGCUGCCUCCUCGCAUCUCUGGAGCCUGUGUCUGUGUCAGCGCGGAAGAGCUGAGGAGCUUGAGGAGGUGAAGGUCUGAGGCCCCCGAGGCUGGAGGAGGAGGCCGGGUUGGUCGGGCCAUGCAACGCAAUGGAACUGGAUUCUGAGUGCUUCAUGCUUAAAGGUGGCCAUGGGGUGGGAGGGUGAGGGCAGUUAUAUGGGGGGGGGGGGAGGGCCCAGGGGAGAUGGCAGUGAGGGUGACGUUUGUCAUCUCCUGCAGUUACUGGGCCUACCUUGCGUGCCCAGGAUGCAGGAAGAAGACCUGGUGACCUGUUCAUCCGGUGUGUGGGAUGAAUGUCACUUUCUAGGGGAGCUGGCAAGCACUUUAUCCAAAAGGAUGAAAUGCUAAUGGUGGGGUUUCAGGGACAAGCAGGGUUAUUUUUUGUAACUAAAGAUGGUAUUUGUUAUUCCUGAAUGGUGGGAAUGGGCUUUGUGAUUGGGGAUAGGACUGCAGGAGUAUUAGGGCUUAGACACAGCUUCAUGGGUGGAAAUAGGUCUAGACUCCUCCUAGCCUGAAUGUGACAGGUAUCAGAAGGUUCUGGUGCCUUGCUCAUUAGAGACCUAGGUUCUGAGCCCAUGGUACUAACCUGGUCACUUGAGCAUUGAAACUGAGCAUCCUAAAGUAGGAAAGAACCUUGGGGAACUGCUAGACUAGGGUUUUUCAGACUUGUUCCCCUGAGCUAGCGGUCAACAGAAGGUACGGUACCCUGGGUGCUUCCUGGGUGGGGUAAGGGUAUGAGACCCGCUCCCCACCCGUACCUCAACCAAUAUAUACCUCAACCAGUAGAACUGUCUUGUAUCACUUUUAUGUAUUGAACUCCCUUGUAAGUUUUUUUGAGUUUUCUUUGAUAAAAGCUGGUAAACCAGG
Molecule: messenger RNA, 3033 nt
Organism: Leopardus geoffroyi (Geoffroy's cat)
Lineage: Eukaryota; Metazoa; Chordata; Mammalia; Carnivora; Felidae
Product: protein CutA homolog
Exons: 6
Coding region: 1572-2048 (158 amino acids)
Biological process (GO): response to metal ion
Molecular function (GO): copper ion binding
Source: RefSeq, a predicted model, not a curated record